Phytophthora sojae is the source of this 378-nucleotide messenger RNA. RefSeq lists its product as hypothetical. The record is from RefSeq and is a predicted model, not a curated record. Lineage: Eukaryota; Oomycota; Peronosporomycetes; Peronosporales; Peronosporaceae. The transcript is spliced from 3 exons. Bases 1 to 378 code for a protein of 125 amino acids.
AUGCCGGUGAACCGCGGCUUGCCUGCUGGGAUCUCUUCUCGACCUGCCGAACGUGCUGCUGGUGUGAAGAAGCAGUCCGGGCUGAACGUCGCGCGUUUCAUCGCUCGCGAGGAGGAGCUCCACCAGGCCAGGAAGUACACGCACUUCAACGAAACGAACGCGAAUCGCGCGGUUUGGGAAGAGAAGCAGAACCGGCAAACGGGCAGCGGCGCUCGGAUCCAGCAAAACAAAAGACUUGACGAAGAGCGAGAGCUGCUGAAUAAGGAGGUCCUGGCCAUCCGACAAGCUCGACUGCAAAACUACUACGAGACCUGCUACCAAGAAUGGGAGCAAGAGCUUCGAUCCCGAGGGCUAGCUCUCGUUCGUGACCGGGACUAA